AUGGACAACACAAAUCUCGGUGCGAUCUUUGCGGAAGACCAGAACAUCCAAGACGAGCAGGGCGCUGAUCAGCAACCUCAAGUCGAAGGAAACGAGGAGCCUCAGCCAACUGGCAUGAACGCGCAGGCCGAUGAGACGAUCGACUGGGAUGCACUAGACUGGGGCAUCUUCGACAAUCUCCCACUGCAGGCCCAUGUCAACAACCCGAUCGGUUUCCCCGAGAGAAUGCUGGUCACAAUACCUCCUGGGGCCAGUGUUCAAAGACGGGUGCAUGUGAGCCCGCAAAUUACCCGUGAAGGAUACCUGAUCCAGAUGCAGCUCUACGCUGGCAUCCUCCCUACCGACCUCCAGCAUUCUCAGGUACGCCAAGUGCCACCAGUAGUGCCACGCACGCCCAUUCAAGUCGGCCAGCGGACCCGUGAAGGACAGGUCAAUCAAAUUUCGCAAGCGCGAUACACUGGCCUGCUGCCUCCGAUGGCACUGCGCUCAGAUCUUGCUGGGUCCGUUGAGACCGAGGCGUAUGUGCAGAUGCUGUCCUUGGAGGAGGAGCCGCUUCUGUUGAUGGUAAGUUCACUUUCACAUUUCCCUGGGACAAGCAUUGUGUACUGGCUUGCAAUGAUAGAAGCAAGAGGUUAA
Molecule: messenger RNA, 636 nt
Organism: Penicillium diatomitis
Lineage: Eukaryota; Fungi; Ascomycota; Eurotiomycetes; Eurotiales; Aspergillaceae
Exons: 1
Coding region: 1-636 (211 amino acids)
Source: RefSeq, a predicted model, not a curated record